AUGAUACGAUCAAGUUUAAAUUUGAUAGUUUUGCUAAUAACGUGGAUAACAAUUUUUUCUCUGACGUCUUCGGUAUCAGGUUCUGGGACUUUUACACAUAUUGAAACGAAUUCAUAUUCAAAUCCCCCACGGAUGUGGCAAAAAGGGAAAUAUUCCGAUGGGACAGCAGUUAUUCGAAUUAUUAAUAGGGAUAGUGAUAAAAAUUCAUCUUCUGGAGAAGUAUGGACAAGACCAGUGUUAUCUUUACGUAUUAUUCAUCCCAAUGGAACAGUCAGUGAAAUAGACAAAGACCUAAAAAUUGAAGAAUUUAAUUGGCACAUAACAACUUCUGGUAUUGAUUACAUGGACCCUAUAAGUAUAUACGCGCUUCAUAAGGGCUUCAUACUUGUUAGAUACUUUAAUGCUUCAAAUUCAGACGAUUAUACAACUUAUCAAGAAUGUGGACGUAUUAUUGAUUGGAAUGGCAAUUUAUAUAGUGAAGUAAGUUUCGGGGGGGCUUACGUUGAAAAUGGUAUAUGGUACCCAACAGGAACGGCGAUAAUAACUAACAUUGAUCCAUCAAAAGGUUUUAUAAGGAUAACUGGAAGGAAUGCAUCUUUUAUUGAGUGGCAACAAUAUAUGAUAGAUGAUUCAUUCAAUCUUAUAAAGUUAUCACAUGGAAAUAUUACAUUUCCCCUAGAAAAUAGAACUUCGGCACAAUUUAAUACCAUAGCUAAUGUUGAUGAAGGUUAUAGCAUAAUUAUUGGAAAUUCCACCAACGCCACCGAUUCCAAUCCUUUGAUAUAUCAUGCAGCAUUGUAUGAUUUAACGAUAGGAUAUAAUGAAACACAAUUUAGUGCGCCAAAAUUACUUUAUCAAAUACCUUUAUCUAAUAUUUCAAUAGACGAUUUGUUUUGUGGUAUUUCAAGUACUGGGGUUGGACAAGUUUGUACACUCAACGUCAGACAGAGCAGUGAUACUAAUUCUACAAAUUACAAAAAUUAUUAUGUGAGACUUAAUUUCUUAUCAUCUGGCUCUGUUACAGAAGUCACCCCGAUAAACAGAAAUUUACCCGAAUUACCGUCAAAUAGUACUACAGGAUGGCAGGUAGAAAGUAUUCCUUAUGGUGGUUAUUUAUUCCGUGGUUAUUUUAUAAAUAAUUCAACCCGCCAGACAAAUGCUUAUGUAUACUAUUUUGACGAACUCUUACCUGAUCCUAUUGAAUGGGAUCUUCCUGAGCCAACAGUUUUAAAUUUGAGAGGAAUUCUGCUUAUUCUACCUAAUAAUACUUUGUUAGUAUCACAAGUAGAAUCUACAGAUACGUGGGGUUUUCUUACCACUGAUAUUCCUAAAUACUCGAAAUAUUCGGACAAUGGUUAUUCAAAUCUUCUAGUAAAGACUACAAAUCCUCCAAUUAAUGCUACUAUUAACCCUACCAAGGGAAUGAGUAAUAUUACAAUCACAUAUUAUGAACCAGUAGAACUUUCUGAUGGGUAUAUUAGGAUCUAUCAAGUUAGUAAUACUAGCGUCAAAGACAUUGUUCGACAAUAUGUUGAUGGCAAAAAUAAAGAGUAUUGUUCCAUCUCUGAUGAUGGAUUAACUGUACAUAUAAACGUUAUCAAAAGUGUCUUUAGUAAUUCUUAUAGCCAAUUUUAUAUUAAAGUUGAUAAUAAUUUUGUAAAAAGCAAAUCAUACGGUGAACCCUUAAUUGGUAUAUCUGAAAAUAUUUGGAAAUUCAAUACAAAUUCAAAUGAUGAUUCUUUUGCAGCCACAACAUCUGGAGUGAUGCGUUUAACUACAAAUGGUACCAACUACUUCCAAAGUCUUGAUAAAACUGGACAAGAGAAUUUCUUUCACGAUCUACAAACUGAAUUAUCUGAAAUUCUUCCUGUUGAUUCUAAGCGAUUAAAUUCAAAUCAGAAAAUCCAAGUUGAUAGUUCUAUUAGUCCUGAUCAUCCAAUAUUCAUUUCACUUACUAUCCAAUCAUCCACUGAAGAAAGAAGCGUACAAUCUAUCAUAGAUGAUUUAAAUGAUAUGAUUAAAUAUAAAAGUAUAACUUCCAUUGGUUUAUCCUCUACCACAAGUUAUUUAGAUGAAGAUUAUGGAUUUGUACCAAAAGAAAACUUAUGGGAUAAAUACAAGUUCAGAUUUUUGGGUGUUAUAUUAGCAUUUGGAAUUUUAGGUCGUAACAUGGCUGUUUUACAACUUGGAUUAAUUCUUUUCGAUUUUGUAAUGGAUACCCUUUUCGUCAGUAACAAUGGUAAAACCGUUGAAGUAUUAUAUAUUCCAAGUGUAAUAUUCUUGACUGUUCCAAUUGUUGUCAACACUGUUUGGGCAUUUUAUAUUAUCAUUGAGGAAUGCAAACCUGAAAAAAAUGGAGCUGAAAAACCUGUAAACGAAUACAUUGUUAGUGACCCUGAUAGCAAAUCUGAAAAAACAUAUAAAAAUUUCUUUGAUUGGUUCUCUCAACAUGGAAAGGUGGCAUCAGUAUUUACAGUUUUAGCAGGCGCUGACAUUGAAGCAUUAAGUAUUCUCUAUUCAAAUAUGGCCGGGUUUGAAUUUUUCAGGGCUCCAUUUUCAAAAAUUGGAAAAGAGAGAAUCUUUUGGGCUUCUUGUUUAAACAUUUUUCUUGAAGAUAUACCGCAAGUGAUCAUUCAGAUAUUAUACCAACAAAGUGUGGUUACAUAUGAUAUAAUCCCUAUUCUUACACUCGUCUCUUCAUGUCUUAACUUGUUAAUAAAUAUUGUUGGCAGAUUAUAUCAAGCAAUAAAUCUUUGUCGACAUGGAACUUUGGAAUAUGUAAGUCCACAGAGUCAAGAGAAUCAAGAGGAUCGAGAGGAAUUUGGAGGUCUUCAACCAUCUCAUACACUAGCAACAUUUGAUUCCACAGUAGUUGGUAUAGUCGUCUUUUCACAAGACGAAUGUGGUUCAACAUUUGUGGCUGGUCUCUUCAGUGACGGCCUUGUCGACCCUGAAAAGAAUUGUUACGAAUACCUUAUUAUCGAUAAAUGCGGCAAACUUCUCUAUAAUUUGACAUCAGCUAUAGAUGUUGAAUAUCGAAAAAACGGAACAUAUCCAUUCUCAACAAGACUUGAUGACCUCAACCUCGAUUGUGAUUCUAAUGGUGUACUUCUCGCUGAAAGUGAAAAGAAACGUUAUGUUAAACGAGAUACAGGAUCAAGUUUACAAAUUAACCAAAAUGGUCAGGAUUAUGCUUCGGCUCCACUUGACCAAGUAUAA
This is a messenger RNA of Diversispora eburnea, 3219 nucleotides long. Lineage: Eukaryota; Fungi; Glomeromycota; Glomeromycetes; Diversisporales; Diversisporaceae. The record is from the annotation of a GenBank genome assembly.